CUCGAACCACCGGAUCACCGUCCCGAAAAAACCAAAGAAGAAGAAAACAUGAAGAACAGAGUCAGCAACACUCAAGUGAGUGUUAGGAGGCGUUCGUGGUCCUGGCAGAAUUAUCUGAACCUGCAGAGAGCUGAAGCUGCUCCUCUGUCACUGUUUACACAGUCCCAGUGUGUUCCCAGUAAGAGAACUGGUUUUAAAGUUGGGAUGAAGCUGGAAGGUGUCGAUCCGCUGCAUCCCUCCAUGUUCUGUGUGCUGAAUGUCGCUGAGGUGAUUGGCUGCCGGCUCCGUCUCCAUAUCGACGGCUUCUCAGAGUGCUAUGACUUCUGGGUGAACGCUGACUCAGCAGACAUCCAUCCGAUUGGCUGGUGUCAUGACAACAACCACAAGCUCCACCCACCCAAAGGUUACAGUGAGACAGAGUUUGAUUGGCAGCUCUACCUUCAGUCCACCGGCUCUCAUCCUGCCCCCCCGACGCUGUUCACCUGUCGCACUGCCGACUGUGGGUUCAGGGUGGGGAUGAAGCUUGAAGCCGUCGACAGGAAGAACCCGGGACUCGUCUGCGUCGCCUCCGUCACUGAUGUCAUCGACGACCGCUUCCUGGUUCACUUCGACAACUGGGACGACACCUACGACUACUGGUGUGACAGCAGCAGUCCGUACAUCCAUCCUGUCGGCUGGUGUGAAGAACAGACUCGACCUCUGACCGCUCCACA
Molecule: messenger RNA, 713 nt
Organism: Scomber scombrus (Atlantic mackerel)
Lineage: Eukaryota; Metazoa; Chordata; Actinopteri; Scombriformes; Scombridae
Product: lethal(3)malignant brain tumor-like protein 1
Exons: 8
Biological process (GO): regulation of DNA-templated transcription
Cellular component (GO): nucleus
Source: RefSeq, a predicted model, not a curated record